Messenger RNA from Cariama cristata (Red-legged seriema), 1273 nucleotides. RefSeq names its product zinc finger, DHHC-type containing 7 (gene ZDHHC7). Gene Ontology annotation, biological process: peptidyl-L-cysteine S-palmitoylation; protein targeting to membrane. The coding region runs from base 14 to 931 and encodes 305 amino acids. The record is from RefSeq and is a predicted model, not a curated record. Gene Ontology annotation, molecular function: protein-cysteine S-palmitoyltransferase activity. Lineage: Eukaryota; Metazoa; Chordata; Aves; Cariamiformes; Cariamidae. The transcript has 6 exons. Gene Ontology annotation, cellular component: Golgi apparatus; endoplasmic reticulum.
AGGCCAGAAAACCAUGCAGUCAUCAGGGCACAGAUUCCGUGAUGUUGAGCACCACCCACUUCUUGCUGAAAAUGACAACUAUGAUUCCUCUUCCUCGGAGGCCGACAUGGCGGAGAGGGUUUGGUUCAUCCGAGAUGGCUGUGGUAUGGUCUGUGCUAUAAUGACAUGGCUUCUGGUUGUCUAUGCAGACUUCGUAGUGACUUUUGUCAUGUUGCUGCCUUCCAAAGACUUUUGGUACUCUGUGAUCAACGGUGUUCUCUUUAACUGCUUGGCAGUACUAGCUUUGUCAUCACAUCUGAGAACUAUGCUAACUGAUCCAGGGGCUGUACCCAAAGGAAAUGCCACUAAAGAAUACAUGGAUAAUUUGCAACUGAAACCAGGAGAAGUGAUCUACAAAUGUCCAAAAUGCUGUAGUAUCAAACCUGAACGUGCACACCAUUGCAGUAUUUGCAAACGAUGUAUUCGAAAGAUGGAUCACCACUGCCCCUGGGUGAAUAAUUGUGUGGGGGAGAAAAAUCAGAGAUUUUUUGUUCUGUUUACGAUGUAUAUAGCCCUAAUUUCAGCUCAUGCGCUCAUACUGUGUGGGUUUCAGUUUUUCUCCUGUGUCCGAGGGCAGUGGACUGAAUGCAGUGAUUUCUCCCCACCUGUAACUGUGAUCCUGAUGAUCUUCUUGUGCCUUGAGGGUUUUCUGUUUCUCACUUUCACUGCAGUCAUGUUUGGCACCCAAAUCCACUCAAUAUGCAAUGAUGAAACGGAGAUUGAAAGACUGAAGAGUGAAAAACCAACAUGGGAACGGAGACUACGUUGGGAAGGAAUGAAAUCUGUUUUUGGGGGUCAGCCUUCACUCCUGUGGAUCAAUCCUUUUGCAGGAUUUCGAAUCAGGCGACUUCUACUGAGAGCAAAGAAAGGAGGACCUGAGUUUUCUGUUUGAGUCUAAUUAUGCUGGAACUUGGAAGAAUACUAUAUAAUAUUUAUUUGGGGCCAGAGAAGGCUGUCUACUUAUAAUCUGUGACCAGGUGAAACUGAUACCAGACAUUUGCUUGUAGCAAGCAGUUUUAUACGUUUAUUGUCACAGACAUCUCAUUAACUUUCAGAGACGCGAACUGGAUCUGUAAUGGUCUUAACAGCAAGAUAACAAAGGAAAAGCACGUGAUCACACUAAAGAAGCCAAAUGUUGUCAUGCUACUGUAAUUUAUGAGAUUAAUUAUCCAUUUUUGUUAAACCCUUUUGAUUUGGUAAAUGUUUGGGGAAUUACCUGUGUGUUUUUAUAAAA